Molecule: messenger RNA, 1364 nt
Organism: Lactuca virosa
Lineage: Eukaryota; Viridiplantae; Streptophyta; Magnoliopsida; Asterales; Asteraceae
Source: the annotation of a GenBank genome assembly
AUGGAAUAUUCUCUCACUUCUUCUUUCAACGUCAACAAGCAUCUGUGGAGAAGCGGUGUCGUUCGGCGGUUUUGGUUGCUUCUGCGAGUAAAUAAUGGUGGUUUUAGUAGUGGAGGUAGUAGCUACUGUGAGUUUAGUAGUUUGAAUACGCCGAUUGAGCCGGCGACGCCGGCGGGGAGGUUUUUGUCGAGUGUGUUAUUGAAUGAACGGAAGUCGUUUCAUGACGCUGUGGCGGAUACGUUGGAGAAAUUGGUGGCGGAACUCGAUGAAGCUUACGCGCGUAGGUCACUCACCGCUGAUUCGAGUGAAGCUCAUCUUCAUAGGAGGAUUGCAGAGCUGAAAAGGCGUGAAUGCAAAACCGCAGUAGAAGAUGUCAUGUACAUGUUAAUCCUCUACAAAUUCACCGAAAUCAAAGUCUAUCUAAUCCCGAAGCUUUCAAUGUGUAUCUACAACGGUAGACUAGAAAUCCUGCCAUCAAAGGAUUGGGAACUCGAGUCCAUUCAUAACUCCGAGAUCUUAGAGAUGAUAAAAACACAUCUAACCUCCGUCAUCGGAUGGAAACCAGACUUUAGUGUCACCGACAACUGGGCCACAACAAAAAUCAAACGUCUCAAUCUCCGUCAUAUCUACACAUCUUCCAUACUGUUUGGGUAUUUUCUCAAAUCCGCCACCUUGCGCCACCAACUAGAGAUGAGCUUCACCGAUCCCAUUGAUGACAUGGUGUUGAACUCCGGCAACCACCUUCCCCUCCCGGAGUUUUAUAGUCUCCGACGAAACAAAAACCUGGUCUUGGGUCAACCUCCCAACACAAUUUCAACAUGUAAAAAGAAACAAGAGAAAUUAAGUUCAUACUUGAUGGGGUUUGCCCCUGAUUCAUUAGUGAAAUGCGGUGAACCAAACUCUAAGGAGGCUAUAAAUCUCAUCGCCAGACAUAGUUUUGGGCUGUUUGGUGACGUGGACUCUGAUGACGUAAUAUUGACAUCAUUCGCAACCUUGAAAAGAUUUGUGUUGGAGGCUGUUGCUUUUGGGUCGUUUCUUUGGGAUGCAGAAGAAUACGUCAAGACUGUAUAUAACCUCGAGGAGAACUGAACAACUAAUCACUAGUAAGUUUUGCCAACUUCUAUGGUGUAAAUAGGAACGUUAACAUGUAGUAAAUAUAUGUUUAAAGUCGAAAGUUUCAUAGAGUAUUUAAUCGUUUGAUUUUGUGGAUAUGAUUAAGAACUUAAUCAUAAGGCUUAAUCCGUUGAUUUAAGUUCUUGGUUAGUGGGAAAGUUGGAACAUAUCAAUUAUCUUUGCUUUUUAGUUCCUUAAAAGGGUGUAAUCUUUUAAAGUUGUGUGAAGUUUGAUUUCAUGUGAUAGUGACC